Oncorhynchus nerka (sockeye salmon) is the source of this 6629-nucleotide messenger RNA. Its product is annotated as beta-1,3-galactosyltransferase 1-like. Gene Ontology annotation, molecular function: N-acetyl-beta-D-glucosaminide beta-(1,3)-galactosyltransferase activity. NCBI's taxonomy places the organism in Eukaryota, Metazoa, Chordata, Actinopteri, Salmoniformes, Salmonidae. The transcript has 4 exons. Gene Ontology annotation, cellular component: Golgi membrane. The record is from RefSeq and is a predicted model, not a curated record. Bases 335 to 1438 code for a protein of 367 amino acids.
CAGGUGCUUUGCUUUCACUCGUGGUUUACACACAGACGGUAUAACUCACUUCAUACGGGACUGUCUGGAAGAAAGAAAGGAAUCCACAAACACAGCAAAUUUGGCAACGAUUGGGCGGUCAUAACUUUGGCCUCUCUGUCCGAAGCGGUGUACACGUUCUAAUUGGAUUUUGUCGAUAACUUGGCGUGAGAUCUGAAGCUCUGUAAGGAGGAACUCCCUAACUACAGAUUCAGGGACUUCCCCUUCUCUCUCCUGGAUACCUGUCGCAGUUGCAAAUGAGAACUUGUUCUCAACUGGCCUACCUGGUUAAAUUAAAAGAAUCUUACCCAAAUGCAUGAUGGGGGUCUGCCACAACUUCUGGACCCAGCGCCCCCCACCUGACGCCCAUGAUGCCCAGCCCCUCAUCGCUAAACAAUGCAGUACUGAUGACAGCCAGAAGGGGGCAGACAGAACACAGCUCAAAAAGAGACGCUGGUGUCGCAACAGCUGCCUUUGCCUGUUUCUGUUCCUGGUCGUGAUGAUGACUGUGGUCAUCCUGGAAGUUGACCUCAAAGAACGGAUCUCACCUUCAACAACCAAUCCAGCAGCAAACAUGUCCCGAGGACCGUACCAUGUACAAUACCCACAUGAGUACUCCUUCAUCCUGGAUGAGCCAGAGAAAUGCCGGGAGCAGAACCCCUUCCUGGUUCUGAUGGUGCCAGUGGCGCCCUAUAACAGGGAGGCUCGUGAGGCCGUCCGCAGGACUUGGGGCAGUGAGAGGCAGGUACUGGGCAGAGAGGUUUGUCUGUUCUUCCUGCUGGGACUGCCCAGUGGAGAGGAGACAGAGCAGCUCCAGGAGAAGGUGCUGCAGGAGAGCAAAGAGCACCAGGAUCUGCUGCAGAGCGACUUCAUAGACAGCUACAAAAACCUGACCAUCAAGACCAUGGUGAUGAUGGAGUGGCUGAGCUCUCGCUGCCCCAACGCCUCCUACGCCAUGAAGAUCGACUCAGACAUGUUCCUCAACGUGAACACCUUGGUCAACAUGCUGCUUCACGCUCCAACGCAGAACUACCAGACUGGACUAGUGGCCCGACGGGGCGCUGUUCUAAGAGAUCGUAACUCCAAAUGGUACCUUCCAAAGGAGGUGUUUCCUGAACCGGUAUAUCCACCUUAUGCUCUGGGCCUGGGCUAUGUCUUCACCUUAGACCUCCCCAAGAAGCUGGUGGAGGCGUCCAGGCAUGUUAAAGCCGUCUACAUAGAGGAUGUGUAUCUGGGACUGUGUAUGAGACACCUGGGCAUCCGGCCUACUGACCCCCCCAAUGGAAACCUUUUUCAGGGGUAUGCAGGAGCCCAGGACCGCUGUCACUACAUGGCUGUUAUCACGACCAUCCUCGACACUCCUCAGGAGCUUCUGGACGUAUGGAGAAACUUGCACCAACCUGGGCCUGUCUGUCAUUGAAAACAACACUCUGGGAAAGACAAAGAGCCUUGAGGUUAGAGCGUUGGGCCAAUAACCCAAAAGGGUGAUGGUUCCAAUCCCGGAGCUGACAAAAUGGCAAAUCUGUCACUGUGCCCUUGAGCAAGCACUUAACCCCAGUGCUCCAUGGGUGCUGGACAAUGGUGUCCCUGACCGUGACCUCGCUCCCUGUGGGUGUCUUGUUUGAGCUGUGACUUCCUCUUGGAUGCUUUUCUCUGGGUGUGGUAGAGAGGGAUCACCUUAUCUCUGUGUUUCUGUGGGUGUGGUAGAGAAGGGUCACCUUAUCUCUGUGUUUCUGUGGGUGUGGUAGAGAGGGAUCACCUUAUCUCUGUGUUUCUGUGGGUGUGGUAGAGAAGGGUCUCCUUAUCUCUGUGUUUCUGUGGGUGUGGUAGAGAAGGGUCACCUUAUCUCUGUGUUUCUGUGGGUGUGGUAGAGAAGGGUCACCUUAUCUCUGUGUUUCUGUGGGUGUGGUAGAGAAGGGUCACCUUAUCUCUGUGUUUCUGUGGGUGUGGUAGAGAAGGGUCACCUUAUCUCUGUGUUUCUGUGGGUGUGGUAGAGAAGGGUCACCUUAUCUCUGUGUUUCUGUGGGUGUGGUAGAGAAGGGUCACCUUAUCUUUGUGUUUCUGUGGGUGUGGUAGAGAAGGGUCACCUUAUCUCUGUGUUUCUGUGGGUGUGGUAGAGAAGGGUCACAUUAUCUCUGUUUCUGUGGGUGUGAUAGAGAAGGGUCACAUUAUCUCUGUGUUUCUGUGGGUGUGGUAGAGAAGGGUCACAUUAUCUCUGUGUUUCUGUGGGUGUGGUAGAGAAGGGUCACAUUAUCUCUGUGUUUCUGUGGGUGUGGUAGAGAAGGGUCACCUUAUCUCUGUGUUUCUGUGGGUGUGGUAGAGAAGGGUCACCUUAUCUCUGUGUUUCUGUGGGUGUGGUAGAGAAGGGUCACCUUAUCUCUGUGUUUCUGUGGGUGUGGUAGAGAAGGAUCACCUUAUCUCUGUGUUUCUGUGGGUGUGGUAGAGAAGGGUCACAUUAUCUCUGUGUUUCUGCAGUGGUGGAAAAGGUACUCAAUCAUCACACUGUAGUAACAGUAAAGAUCAUCACACUGUAGUAACAGUAAAGAUUCCUUAAUAGAAAAUGACUCAAGUAAAAGUGAAAGUCCCCCAGUAAAAUACGACUUGAGUAAAAGUCUACAAGUAUUUGGAUAUAAAUAUGCUUUACUAUCAAAAGUAAAAAGUUCAAGUAUAAAUCAAUUCAAAUUCCUUAUAUUAAGCAAACCAGACGGCACUGUUUUCUAGUUUGUUUUAAUUUACAUAUAGCCAGGGGCACACUCCAACACUGAGACAUCAUUUACAGAUAGCCAGGGGCACACUCCAACACUGAGACAUCAUUUACAGAUAGCCAGGGGCACACUCCAACACUGAGACAUCAUUUACAGAUAGCCAGGGGCACACUCCAACACUGAGACAUCAUUUACAGAUAGCCAGGGGCACUCCAAUACUCAGACAUCAUUUCCAGAUAGCCAGGGGCACACUCCAACACUGAGACAUCAUUUACAGAUAGCCAGGGGCACUCCAAUACUCAGACAUCAUUUACAGAUAGCCAGGGGCACUCCAAUACUCAGACAUCAUUUACAGAUAACCAGGGGCACACUCCAACACUGAGACAUCAUUUACAGAUAGCCAGGGGCACACUCCAACACUGAGACAUCAUUUACAGAUAGCCAGGGGCACACUCCAACACUGAGACAUUAUUUACAGAUAGCCAGGGGCACUCCAAUACUGAGACAUCAUUUACAGAUAGCCAGGGGCACACUCCAACACUGAGACAUCAUUUCCAGAUAGCCAGGGGCACACUCCAACAGUGAGACAUCAUUUCCAGAUAGCCAGGGGCACACUCCAACACUGAGACAUCAUUUACAGAUAGCCAGGGGCACACUCCAACACUGAGACAUCAUUUACAGAUAGCCAGGGGCACACUCCAACACUGAGACAUCAUUUACAGAUAGCCAGGGGCACACUCCAACACUGAGACAUCAUUUACAGAUAGCCAGGGGCACACUCCAACACUGAGACAUCAUUUACAGAUAGCCAGGGGCACACUCCAACACUGAGACAUCAUUUACAAACAAAGCAUUUGUGUUAAGUGAGUCCUCCAGAUCAGAGGCAGUAGAGGAUGUUCUCUGUUUAGUGAGUCCUCCAGAUCAGAGACAGGAGGGAUGACCAGGGAUGUUCUCUGUUUAGUGAGUCCUCCAGAUCAGAGGCAGUAGGAAUGACCAGGGAUGUUCUCUGUUUAGUGAUUCCUCCAGAUCAGAGGCAGUAGGGGAUGUUCUCUGUUUAGUGAGUCCUCCAGAUCAGAGGCAGUAGGAAUGACCAGGGAUGUUCUCUUGAUAGUUGUGUGAAUUGGACUAUUUUCCUGUCCUGCUAAGCAUUCAAAAUGUAUUGACUAUUUUUGGGUGUCAGGAAAUUGUAUGGAGUAAAAAUAACAUUAUUUUCUUUAGGAAUGUAGUGAAGUAAAAGUUGUCGAAAAUGACCAUAUUAGAGACACAUAUUUCCCUCAGAUUACACAGACCCACAAAGAAUUUGAGAACAAAUCCAAUUUUUGGUGAUGUGGAGGUAAACCCAGGCCCUGCGUGUCCCCAGGCACCCUCAUUUGUUGACUUCUGUGAUCGAAAAAACCUUGGUUUCAUGCAUGUCAAUAUCAGAAGCCUCCUCCCUAAGUUUGUUUUGCUCACUACUUUAGCACAAUCCGCCAACCCUGAUGUCCUUGCCGUGUCUGAAUCCUGGUUUAGGAAGGCCACCAGAAAUUCUGAGAUUUCGAUACCCAGCUACAACAUUUUCCGUCACGAUAGAACUGCCAAAGGAGGAGGACUUUCAAUCUACUGCAGAGAGAGUCUGCAAAGUUCUCAUACUUUCCAGGUCUAUACCCAAACAGUUUGAACUUCUAAUUUUAAAAAUUAACCUCUCCAGAAAUAAGUCUCUCACUGUUGCCGCCUGCUAUCGACCCCCCUCCGCUCCCAGGUGUGCCCUGGGAACCAUUUGUGAAUUGAUCGUGCCCCAUCUAGCUUCAGAGUUCGUUCUGUUAGGUGACCUAAACUGGGAUAUGCUUAACACCCCGGUAGUCCUCUAAUCUAAGCUAGAUGCCCUCCAAUCUCACACAAAUCAUUAAGGAACCCACCAGGUACAACCCUAAAUCCAUAAACAUGGGCUCCCUCAUAGACAUUAUCCUGGCCAACUUGCCCUCCAAAUACACCUCUGCUGUUUUCAAUCAGCAUCUCAGCGAUCCCUGCCUCAUUGCCUGUAUCCGCUAUGGGUCCGCGGUCAAACGACCACCCCUCAUCACUGUCAAACGCUCCCUAAAACACUUCUGCGACCAGGCCUUUCUAAUCGACCUGGCCCGGGUAUCCUGGAAGGAUAUUGACCUCAUCCUGUCAGUCGAGGAUGCCUGGUCAUUCUUUAAAAGUAAUUUCCUCACCAUCUUAGAUAAGCAUGCCCUGUUCAAAAAAUGCAGAACUAAGAACAGAUAUAGCCCUUGGUUCACUCCAGACCUGACUGCCCUUGACCAGCACAAAAACAUCUUAUGGCGGACUGCAAUAGCAUCGAACAGUCCCCACGAUAUGCAACUGUUCAGGGAAGUCAGGAACCAAUACACGCAGUCAGUCAGGAAAGCAAAGGCCAGCUUUUUCAAGCAGAAAUUCGCAUCCUGUAGCUCCAACUCCAAAAAGUUCUGGGACACUGUGAAGUCCAUGGAGAACAAGAGCACCUCCUCCCAGCUGCCCAGUGCACUGAGGCUAGGUAACACGGUCACUACUGAUAAAUCCAUGAUAAUCAAAAAUGUCAAUAAGCAUUUCUCAACAGCUGGCCAUGCCUUCCUCCUGGCUACUCCAACCCCGGCCAACAGCUCCGCUACUCGCCCAAGCCUCCCCAGUUUCUCCUUCACCCAUAUCCAGACAGCAGAUGUUCAGAAAGUGCUGCAAAUCCUGGACCCGUACAAAUCAGCUGGGCUAGACAAUCUGGACCCUCUUUUUCUAAAACUAUCCACCGCCAUUGUUGCAACCCCUAUUACCAGCCUGUUCAAUCUCUUUCGUAUCGUCCGAGAUCCCUAAAGAUUGGAAAGCUGCCGCGGUCAUCCCCCUCUUCAAAGGGGGUGACACCCUAGACCCAAACUGCUGCAGACCUAUAUCCAUCCUGCCCUGCCUAUCUAAAGUCUUCGAAAGCCAAGUUAAUAAACAGAUCACUGACCAUUUAGAAUCCCACCGUACCUUUCCGCUGUGCAAUCUGGCUUCCGAGACGGUCACUCACGCCGCCAAACUUACCCCAGUAAAACUGACUAUCCUACCGAUCCUCGACUUCGGCGAUGUCAUCUACAAAAUAGCUUCCAACACUCUACUCAGCAAAUUGGAUGCAGUCUAUCACAGUGCCAUCCGUUUUGUCACCAAAUCACCUUAUACCACCCACCACUGCGACCUGUAUGCUCUAGUCGGCUGGCCCUCGCUACAUAUUCGUCGCCAGACCCACUGGCUCCAGGUCAUCUAUAAGUCUAUGCUAGGUAAAGCUCUGCUUUAUCUCAGUUCACUGGUCACGAUAACAACACCCACCUGUAGCACACGUUCCAGCAGGUAUAUCUCACUGAUCAUCCCCAAAGCCAACACCUAAUUUGGCCGCCUUUCGUUGCAGUUCUCUGCUGCCAGUGACUGGAACGAAUUGCAAAAAUCGCUGAAGUUGGAGACUUUUAUUUCCCCCACCAACUUUAAACAUCAACUAUCUGAGCAGCUAACCGAUCGCUGCAGCUGUACAUAGUCCAUCUGUAAAUGGCCCACCCAAUCUACCUACCUCAUCCCCAUACUGUUUUUAUUUUAUUUACUUUUCUGCUCUUUUGCACACCACUAUCUCUACUUGCACAUCAUCAUCUGCUCAGUUAUCACUCCAGUGUUAUUAAUCUGCUAAAUUGUAAUUAUUCGCUCCUAUCUCAUGCCUUUUGCACACACUGUAUAUAGACUUUAUUUUUUCUACUGUGUCAUUGACUUGUUUGUGUUAUUGGCUUGUUUAUUGUUUACUCCAUGUGUAACUCUGUUGUCUGUCACACUGCUUUGCUUUAUCUUGGCCAGGUCGCAGUUGCAAAUGAGAACUUGUUCUCAACUGGCCUACCUGGUUAAAUAAAGGUGAUCUGGCCUACCUGGUUAAAUAAA